Messenger RNA from Paramecium tetraurelia, 1584 nucleotides. RefSeq lists its product as uncharacterized. Gene Ontology annotation, cellular component: cytoplasm. The transcript is spliced from 4 exons. The record is from RefSeq and is a predicted model, not a curated record. Gene Ontology annotation, molecular function: protein binding; cytoskeletal motor activity. Lineage: Eukaryota; Ciliophora; Oligohymenophorea; Peniculida; Parameciidae.
AUGAGCAUUGAUCUCUCAUUUAAGAACCUUGAAAUGCUGGAUUAGUCCUUGAAUCUAAACAAUUACGUAAUCACAUAAUUCAAUACUAAUUAGACAAUAAUAAAUUUGCAGGGUAACAAUUUCAAGGGCGAAUAAACAUACAUUCAAUAGCUGAAAGUUUAGCAUCUAAAUUUAUCAUUCAAUAAUAUCGAAUAGAUGUGGUUAUUGCCAUCCUCCCUUAUAACUUUGGAAAUCAAUAAUAAUUUGCUUCAGAAUUUGUCAAAUAUCUCCCAUCUCAAAAAUCUGAAACAGAUUGAUUUAUCCAACAAUUUAUUGCAGAGUGUCCAUUGGUUUAGUAAUCUGACACAAUUAACUCAUAUAUUUCUGAAAAAUAACAAGAUUAAAACAAUUGAAUAACUUAAGAACUUACCUCAAUUGGUAGAAGUUGAUUUAGAAUGUAAUGAGUUAAAAAAUGUGGCUGAAGUGCAUUAUCUAGAAACAUAAACUAAAAUUAAUAUCAUUAAUUUGUUUGGCAAUCCAGUGUUUGAAGGAUUACAAUUAAAAAUAUUGAAUGUAGUUGAGAAAAAUUGUCAUUGCAGAUCAGAACAAACAUACAGUCAAUCGGAAAUAUGCAAAAAGCGAAAUCAAUAAAUCGAUGAUAUUGAUUUGUUUGAUGAAAAGGCAAGUGAAAAGUAAUCCGAUCUUCAACCUUAAACAAUGACUCAAAAAAAAUACACAAAAUCUCUAUCUCCUCUGAAUAAGCAAUUGCCAUAAUUCUAUGAUCCUAAGUCUAGCAAAUAUGUCACUUUUCAUGAUGUGUUAAGGCAAAAGCAACGCAAUAAUACUAAUGCAAAUUAUGAUGUCAAAUAAUAAAAUGUUACAACUACAAAUACUAAUACAACCAUCAAUAACAGAUAAACUAUGGAUUAAUUGAAGUAAUAAAAUGAAAACUUAAAGAAAGAUUAUAUGAAAUUAAAAUAAAAGUUUGAAUAAUCAUAAAAAUAGAAUUAGAGCUUUUUUUAAGAAAUAGAGAGUUACAAAGAAUAGUUAAAUGGCCUAUUAUUAUAAUUCAAUAUUCCAAUUUAAGAAGAGGAAGCAUCAGUCAGAUCUUUGUUGGAUUAGUUGGAAUUGGGUUUGACAACUUUCAUAAAGGAUAUGAGAAAAUAAAAUGUAGAAUAAAUAAAUAGUAUGAUGACAAGAAUGGGAAAUAAGGUUAAAGUGAUGAGUAGUUAAAUUGAAAUUACUACUCUAAAAAAAUGCUGCGAAUACACAGAGAAAAUAAAAAAUAUCGAAUUAGCAUUGUCUAAACUUGCUGAUGUGGUUGUUGAAUAGUAAUAUAUUCUUAUUAAUCAUUUUAGAAAACAAUAAAUAAUAAAGCUUUAGAGGCAGAGGGUUCAUUCACCAUUACAGAGGUAAUGUUUGACUUCAAGAGUUCAUGGAAAGAAUCCUAGUGAACUUGAUUAGAUGAAAUUGAAAACUUUAUUCUUUAAAUCUCCGAAUGUUCAAUAAUUAGACAAACCUCUCAAAACUCAAGGGUCUUAAAGUACCAGUUUGUCACAAUAGGUGUUAGAAACUUAAUAGAAACCAAAGAUUUAUAAGAAAUGA